UUAACACCUUAAAACAAUACGAACGACAAUCUUCCUUUACAUAGUAUCACAACUGAACUUCAAGGUUACAUCAUACUUUUGUUUACAGUGCCGCCAUUUUGAUUAGGCCGGGAUUUUGGAAUAUAUUUGAAUGCUCCCAUGCUGUCUGGAAUUUUUUUUAAUUCAAGGAGACUGAAAAAUACAGUGAUCCUCGAAACGUUAUUCAGAAAAAUAUCCAUGCAAACGUUCUGUGAAGAUUCCAGAAAGAUAUUUAAAGCGGCUUAUACCGCAGUUCAACCUAGGAAUUUAAUACCAACAGCUGUAAAAGUACAUCCAGAUUAUGUAGAUGUUCAAGGCAAACAAUUCCCACUCGCUCAUAAUGUAUACAUUGUGGGUUUUGGGAAAGGCGUUCUGGGAAUGGCUGCAGCUCUGGAGGAGCUAUUGGAGGAGCACAUAGUUUCAGGGAUCUUAUCCGUACCGGAAGGAAUCCAAGCUCUUCAUAAUUCAAAUCAUGGAAAGCAGAAGCAUAAAUUAAAGUCCUGUAUCCAGAUUUUUGAAGGAGCAGCUAAUAACAUUCCCGAUGAAAAAUCCUUAUUUGCUGCAUCGAAGAUAUCUGAGCUUGUUGUUUCACUCAAUCACUCACAUCUGCUUUUUGUAUUGAUCACAGGAGGAGGUUCAGCUUUACUUCCAGCACCUAAACCACCUUUAACAUUAUCGGAAAAACAGAAAGUUAUAAAACUGCUGGCAUCUAAAGGAGCAACUAUUGAAGAAAUGAAUGCAGUUCGUAAAAGACUGUCUUUGCUGAAAGGUGGCGGCCUGGCUGAAAUAGCAAAACCAGCCACAGUUGUCAGCCUCAUCCUGUCUGAUAUUAUAGGCGAUCCGCUAGAUUUUAUUGCCAGUGCUCCUACAGUCAAAAACACUGAUGAUCCAACUCUGCCAAUGAACAUAAUUGUAAAAUAUAACUUGACAAAUGAUUUACCACCUUCUGCAAUUCAACUGCUGCAGCAAAUUCCAGAUGAAGUAAAAUUGGGAAGUACAAAGUGUUUUGAUCAUGUUAAUAAUUAUAUAAUAGGAAAUAAUAUGAUUGCUUUAAAAGCUGCAUUUUUAGAAGCUGAAGAAAUGCAAUACACUCCAUUUAUAAUUACAAAUUCACUUCAAGGUACAGCGAGAACUAUCGGAGAGAAGCUUAUAAUUUGUAUGGAAGCAGCAUUACAGCAAAACACAGACACAGUCUUCAAAAUUUGUAAUGAAAUUGAAUUACAACCAGAAUUAGUGUUAGAUGCAACUGCACAACUAAAAAACAGCAAAAAAGGUAUAUGCUUGCUUUUUGGAGGUGAAACUACAGUGAAAGUGCAUGGGAAAGGCGUUGGAGGUCGUAACCAAGAACUUGCAUUAGCUGCAGCUUUACAACUUUAUUAUAAACAGUUCAAAUAUCGUAUUACACUAUUAAGUGCAGGAACAGAUGGUAUUGAUGGUCCAACACCUGCUGCAGGUGCAAUAGCUACUAAAGAUGUAAUAGCAACUGCAAAUAAAGAAGAAACAGAUGCAAUUCAAUUUUUAAAUGAAAACAAUUCAUACACCUUUUUUUCACAAGUGGGAAAAGGCCAAUGGUUAAUAAAAUCAGGGCAUACAGGAACAAAUGUUAUGGAUAUUAUUAUAAUUUUAAUUUCCAGAAUAAGGAACUGUUAAAAGUAAUACUAUUGCAAUCCUUUUACAUUAAUUCCAAGUAACAUAUUUAUAAAGUACUAUUAAGCUGACUGGUAAUAUUUUAUUUUUGCAGUUACACAUGCUGUUUUGAAAUUCUUGAAGCAAUUUACAUCUUGAAAGAAUUCUCAAAGAAACAUUUUAAUUCCAAGAAAUGCUAUAUAUAUAAUUUUGAAUCUGAAUCCUGUAUAUUGUCUGUUGUUUUUAUGUUGCUGUAUAUCUGUUUUGUUUUUAAAUAACUUGUUAUAAUAGAUAAAAUAGGUUUUAUAUAACUUGUUAUAAUAAUAAAACUUGUUAUAAUAGA
Stegodyphus dumicola is the source of this 1987-nucleotide messenger RNA. Its product is annotated as glycerate kinase. Gene Ontology annotation, cellular component: cytoplasm. Gene Ontology annotation, biological process: protein phosphorylation. Gene Ontology annotation, molecular function: glycerate kinase activity. Lineage: Eukaryota; Metazoa; Arthropoda; Arachnida; Araneae; Eresidae. The record is from RefSeq and is a predicted model, not a curated record.